AUGUUACACCGCCAAUGGUACAAGCUGACGCGCGAGACCCGGAUUUUUACCAACUCGGUUGAAGUUGGGUCUUGGAUGUGCAUUCGUGAUUGUGGACUCACAUCUAAGCUAGACCAUGCUGUGACAGUCAGGAUCAAGCUGUCCGAGCCCGAUCUUGGUGUCAUCCGGGAAGAAACUGCGCAGGCGAUUCAAUUGCGACAAAGUGGAACAGAUCAACCAGGGUGCGUCGCUCACUCCGCUACAACGUGUCGAAUCCACGGCGUAGCGCUUCGGUUUCCAUUUGCUUUGAGGAUGGUUUCAAGACCAUUCAUUCUCACACCAGGCGCGGAUCCCCCCACCAAUGCUUCUUCCUUUGCCAAGAUCGCAGCUGAUUCGGGCCAACCCAAAAAGCACUUAGCACAACCGUGA
This is a messenger RNA of Mycosarcoma maydis (corn smut), 408 nucleotides long. RefSeq lists its product as uncharacterized. Lineage: Eukaryota; Fungi; Basidiomycota; Ustilaginomycetes; Ustilaginales. The coding region runs from base 1 to 408 and encodes 135 amino acids. The record is from RefSeq and is a predicted model, not a curated record. The transcript has 2 exons.